Drosophila hydei is the source of this 3178-nucleotide messenger RNA. RefSeq names its product open rectifier potassium channel protein 1 (gene Ork1). NCBI's taxonomy places the organism in Eukaryota, Metazoa, Arthropoda, Insecta, Diptera, Drosophilidae. The transcript has 7 exons. Gene Ontology annotation, biological process: stabilization of membrane potential; potassium ion transmembrane transport. Gene Ontology annotation, molecular function: potassium ion leak channel activity. The coding region runs from base 71 to 3103 and encodes 1010 amino acids. Gene Ontology annotation, cellular component: membrane. The record is from RefSeq and is a predicted model, not a curated record.
UUUUUUUUCGAUUGCUUCUCGGAUUACUUAAGUCCUUAUCCUUUUCGGCCAAGUUAGCGACAGGUCGAGCAUGUCGCCGAAUCGUUGGAUACUCUUGCUCAUCUUCUAUAUAUCGUAUCUGCUGUUUGGCGCUGCCAUCUACUAUCACAUCGAGCAUGGCGAGGAGAAGGAAGCACGGGCCGAGCAGCUAAAGGAACGCAUUCAAAUCUAUGAGUAUCUCAUGGAGCAGUUCGAAAAUAAAAACGUGACCACACAAGACGAGAUUUUGGAUCGAAUUUCGGAUUAUUGUGGAAAGCCAGUUACGGAUUAUACAAAGGAUGAAUACGAAAUACCAUAUACGUGGACAUUCUACCACGCCUUCUUCUUCUCAUUUACCGUCUGCUCGACUGUGGGCUAUGGCAAUAUAUCACCGACAACAUUCGCGGGUCGCAUGAUCAUGAUUGCCUAUUCAGUGAUCGGGAUACCAGUUAACGGUAUACUCUUUGCCGGAUUGGGCGAGUACUUUGGACGUACGUUCGUGGCGAUCUAUAGACGGUAUAAGAAGUACAAAAUGUCCUCGGAUGAUCAUUACGUGCCACCGCAGCUGGGAUUGAUAACUACGGUGUUUAUAGCUCUCAUACCGGGUAUAGCCUUGUUCCUAUUACUGCCAGCGUGGGUGUUUACCUAUUUCGAGAGUUGGCCUUAUUCGAUUUCACUGUACUACAGCUACGUAACGACAUCGACAAUUGGCUUCGGCGAUUUUGUGCCCACCUUUGGUGCCAACCAGCCACGCGAAUUUGGCGGCUGGUUUGUGGUCUAUCAAAUCUUUGUGAUCGUCUGGUUUAUAUUCUCCUUGGGCUACCUGGUCAUGAUAAUGACAUUUAUAACGCGCGGACUGCAGAGCAAGAAGUUGGCUUACUUGGAACAGCAGCUCUCAUCGAAUCUGAAGGCUACACAGAAUCGUAUAUGGACGGGGGUUACCAAGGAUGUGGGCUACUUGCGACGUCUGCUCAACGAGCUAUAUAUACUUAAAGUCAAGCCCGUUUACACCGACACAGAAUUUGCGUAUACAGUGCCUCGGUCGGCCUCCUGCCCGGAGCUCAGCAUGUACCGUGUGGAGCCAGCCCCGAUACCGAGUCGAAAACGCGCCUUUUCCGUCUGUGCCGAAUUGGCUUCACAGGAUCCAACUGCCAUGGUGCAUGCCAAUUCGGAUACGGAGCUAAGCAAAUUCGAUCGCGAGAAGACCUUCGAAACGGCCGAAGCAUAUCGCCAGACAACAGACCUGCUGGCCAAGGUGGUUACCGCUUUGGCCACGGUACAGCCGCCGCCACCGGAGGCUGAUGAUGCCGCCAUGUAUGGCGGCUAUCACGGGUUUUCCGACUCGCAGAUUUUGGCCAGCGAAUGGUCGUUCUCGACCCUCAACGAAAUGUCUACGCCGCGUCGUCCGCGUGGUCGCGCCUGUUCCGAUUUCAAUAUUGAGCCGCCAAGACGACCGCUGCGAGCGCCGCAUAAUCACAACGAAUGGACCUGGAGCGGCGACAAUCAACAGAUCCAGGAGGCCUUUAACAGUCGCUACAAGAACCAGCUCAAUGGCGCCGCAAGUGAUCCGCAUGUGGUGCAUCUCGAGGAGCCGGACAACAUUGAUGAGCAGCUCAAGAAGAGCGGAGCAGCUGCUGGCGCUGGGCGGGUCAAGAAGUUCUCCAUGCCGGACGGGCUGCGCAGGCUGUUCCAUCGCAAGCGACCUUCGCAGGAUCUGGAACGUAAGCUAUCCGUGGUCUCUGUGCCAGAGGGCAUUACAUCGUUGCCCACUCGCUCCCCACUGGACUUCUACAAUAAUACGGUAACGGCAAGCGCCAGCCAAUCCUAUCUGCGCAAUGGCCGUGGCCCGCCGCCACCCUUCGAUUCGACGACCAGCCUCGCCUCCAGCAAUGGCAAUGGCGGCAUCAGCAAUCCGGCCUUCCAUCUGGAUGACUCCGACCAGGCAACCUUCGGCUCGACGGGCGCCUAUCAACGUAAAUCCGUAGCAGCUGGAGUGGCAGCUGGCAAGAGACGUCGCGAGUCCAUCUAUACGCAAAAUCCGGCACACUCCGCUCGACGUGGCAGCAUGUACACGCCGACAGCAACCGCAGCAGCGCUCCAGAUGCAGCGACGCGGCUCUGGCUCGGCGGCAAUGGCAGCUGUUGCGGCACGUCGAGGCAGCCUGUUCCCAGCGACGAGCGCACUUGCAAGCAAUACAACGCCACGACGCUCCAGCAUCUUCUCGGUGACCUCGGACAAGGAUAUGGAUGUGCUGGAGCAGACCACCAUAGCGGAUCUGAUUCGCGCUCUCGAAGUGGUGCACACGCAUGCGGUGCUCGAUGAGCAUCAGAAGGAACAGCAGCAGGCGGCGGCUGCCAGCUCCAGUGCAAAGCUGACCAAGAAGCAACGAAAGCUGGGCAAUGCCGGUCUCGAUCCGCCCCACCUGCCGCCCAUCUUGUCCUUGUUUGCGGGUGACCAAACGCGCACGCUGCAGGCAACAGCAGCCAAUCGCUUGUACGCACGUCGCUCCACCAUUGUGGGCACCAUGUCGCCCAGCGGUAGCAGCGGCUUGGCCACGCGUCGUCCAUCCGGCAUACACAAUUUGGAGCCGCCGCCCAGUUACACAGAGAAGCCGUUGACGCCCUCAGCGUCCACGCCUGUGGGUCAGUCCAAGUUUCGACGUCGCUUCAGCGUGCGCCCGACCGCACUGCAAAUACCGCCUGGACAGGCGCCGCCGCCAGGUGUCAGUCUCAGCGAGGAACCCAGCCCGAUGAGCAGUUCCCAAUCGGCGCUGCAGAGGCGCCUUUCGCUGCGACCAUCGCCGCUGGCACGCGAAUUGUCGCCAACAUCGCCAACAGGCUCUGGUGGCAUUGGCGCCAAUGCUGGGCAGGAUGAGGCGGGCACCUCAACGGCGCGACUGUUGCCUGCGUCGCUAAUGCGUCCCAGCACAAGCAGCACACAUUCUCCAUUGUCGCGCAUUGUGCAAAUAUCGCAGGCGCAGCGCAAGAGUAGCAUGCCGGAAGGCUUUGCCACUCGCAAGCCUGGAACCGGAACCGGGCCAGGCAGCGGCAGCGGCAGUGGAAGUCCAAAUGCCAGCGACAAAUAGUUAAGGAACCAGCAGAUCGUCUCUCAAAUGUGUUUUCUAGUUUGUAGUUAAAUUAAUAAUUGUUGCCAACAUUUU